Molecule: messenger RNA, 2226 nt
Organism: Bacillus rossius redtenbacheri
Lineage: Eukaryota; Metazoa; Arthropoda; Insecta; Phasmatodea; Bacillidae
Exons: 4
Coding region: 1-2226 (741 amino acids)
Source: RefSeq, a predicted model, not a curated record
AUGUUCAGAAAGCGCGAGGCAGAUCACAAAGGCACUGCCAGUUUGAGACACAUCAAUCUGGAAGAGUCGGCUUCUACAGAAGUAUCCAGACAGCAGAUAGCGCCGGAGAAACUUUUCGAGGGGAGGCGCGGGGUGCAUGUCGGUGACACUCAGCAGGUGCAGGGUAUCAGCGCCGAGACACAAGACAGGGAGAGGACGGGCGGGAGACACGAGGCAGGGAGAGGACGGGCGGGGGACACGAGGCAGGGAGAGGACGGGAGGGAGACACGAGGCAGGGAGAGGAUGAGCGGGGGACACGAGGCAGGGAGAGGACGGGCGGGAGACACGAGGCAGGGAGAGGACUGGCGGGAGACACCAGACAGGGAGAGGACGGGCGGGAGACACGAGGCAGGGAGAGGACGGUUGGGAGACACGAGACAGGGAGAGGACGGGCGGGAGACACGAGGCAGGGAGAGGACGGGCGGGAGACACGAGGCAGGGAGAGGACGGGCGGGGGACACGAGGCAGGGAGAGGACGGGCGUAAGACACCAGACAGGGAGAGGACGGGCGGGAGACACGAGGCAGGGAGAGGACGGGGAGAGGACGGGCGGGAGACACGAGGCAGGGAGAGGACGGGCGGGAGACAAGAGACAGGGAGAGGACGGGCGGGAGACACGAGGCAGGGAGAGGACUGGCGGGAGACACGAGGCAGGGAGAGGUCGGGCGGGAGACACGAGGCAGGGAGAGGACUGGCGGGAGACACGAGGCAGGGAGAGGACGGUUGGGAGACACGAGGUAGGGAGAGGACGGUUGGGAGACACGAGACAGGGAGAGGACGGGCGGGAGACACGAGGCAGGGAGAGGACGGGCGGGAGACAAGAGACAGGGAGAGGACGGGCGGGGGACACGAGGCAGGGAGAGGACGGGCGGGAGACACGAGGCAGGGAGAGGACGGUUGGGAGACACGAGGUAGGGAGAGGACGGUUGGGAGACACGAGACAGGGAGAGGACGGGCGGGAGACACGAGGCAGGGAGAGGACUGGCGGGAGACACGAGGCAGGGAGAGGACGGGCGGGAGACAAGAGACAGGGAGAGGUCGGGCGGGAGACACGAGGCAGGGAGAGGACGGGAGGGAGACACGAGGCAGGGAGGGGACGGGCGGGAGACACGAGGCAGGGAGAGGACGGGCGGGAGACACGAGGCAGGGAGAGGACGGGCGGGAGACACGAGGCAGGGAGAGGACGGUUGGGAGACACGAGGUAGGGAGAGGACGGUUGGGAGACACGAGACAGGGAGAGGACGGGCGGGAGACACGAGGCAGGGAGAGGACGGGCGGGAGACACGAGGCAGGGAGAGGACGGGCGGGAGACAAGAGACAGGGAGAGGUCGGGCGGGAGACACGAGGCAGGGAGAGGACGGGAGGGAGACACGAGGCAGGGAGGGGACGGGCGGGAGACACGAGGCAGGGAGAGGACGGGCGGGAGACACGAGGCAGGGAGAGGACGGGCGGGAGACACGAGGCAGGGAGAGGAUGGGCGGGAGACACGAGGCAGGGAGAGGACGGGCGUAAGACACCAGACAGGGAGAGGACGGGCGGGAGACACGUGACAGGGAGUGGACGGGUGGGAGACACGAGACAGGGAGAGGACGGGCGGGAGACACGAGGCAGGGAGAGGACGGUUGGGAGACACGAGACAGGGAGAGGACGGGCGGGAGACACGAGGCAGGGAGAGGACGGGCGGGAGACACGAGGCAGGGAGAGGACGGGCGGGAGACAAGAGACAGGGAGAGGUCGGGCGGGAGACACGAGGCAGGGAGAGGACGGGCGGGAGACACGAGGCAGGGAGAGGACGGUUGGGAGACACGAGGUAGGGAGAGGACGGUUGGGAGACACGAGACAGGGAGAGGACGGGCGGGAGACACGAGGCAGGGAGAGGACGGGCGGGAGACACGAGGCAGGGAGAGGACGGGCGGGAGACAAGAGACAGGGAGAGGUCGGGCGGGAGACACGAGGCAGGGAGAGGACGGGAGGGAGACACGAGGCAGGGAGGGGACGGGCGGGAGACACGAGGCAGGGAGAGGACGGGCGGGAGACACGAGGCAGGGAGAGGACGGGCGGGAGACACGAGGCAGGGAGAGGAUGGGCGGGAGACACGAGGCAGGGAGAGGACGGGCGAGCGGGACCGGCGCCGUGGAAGAUGAGCGGCGGGCAGGCGGGCAGCGACUCGCGCGAACGCGCCGCGUGA